GACAAAGAGAGACUAAGAAAGAACUAAAAUAUUUUGCUUCAUCUAAUUACUUUUUUUUUUGGAUUUAAUUCUCAGCCAUCGCCGCCGUUUUCGGCGGUGUAAAAGAUGAAGAACCGUAGGAAACGCGGUGGUUUAAGCGGUGGCGACGUCGUUGUUUCAUGGAGAAGAUUUUUCCGAUUUGUUUCUUUGUUCGUCUUCUCCUUCGUUCUCUUCUCUGCUUUGUUCAUCUUCUUAGGUAAAUUUCGACCGGUGGUGCGGUCAUCGGUCAACGCAGUUCUCCGUGGUUCUGUACCGGCGGUUAAGGUGGUGACAAUCCAUGAAGCAGUUGAGUUUCCCGACCAAACAUUGAUUUUCCUAAAAUACCCUCCAUCUUCUCGGUUAUUUACAAAAGAGGACCUCUUUUGCGUUUUCUCCGACGUAAACGAUUCGUCUAAACUAUUUAAAGAGCUUCCGUUCGCGGUGGAAACCGACGAAUACGGCCGUCAGAUGGUACGGUGCUCCGCCGUGCCGCGUGGCAAUACCAUAUCCCUCGCCGUUUCGAGAUGGACGGUUGAAGAUAAUAAUCUCCAAGUAGGGCUCACACACCGAUGGGAUUGGCUGGUGUACGACGCCGUGAUCGACGACGACAAUUCCACGGUGGUUUUUGUCAAGGGGCUUAAUCUACGGCCAGGAAAGGUUGCUGACGUGUCGAGAUAUGAGUGCGUGUACGGUUGGGAUUUUACGAAGCCUAAACUUUUGCUUAGAGCACAAGUUAUCUCUGCGGCCCAAGAGAUCGUACGAUGCAAAACGCCACUAACAGUAUUAGACGGCCCAAGAAAGGCCCAAUCUCAACCGGUGAAAGUUUCUGUGAGGAUCAAAGGAAGUGGGAUGCUUCCUUCUGUUGCCCACCCAAUUAAACGUCCGGGUCAGGUCAAAGACACGAAAACGUUUGAGACGUGCGUUUGCACCAUGACACGAAACGCAGCAAACGUUUUAAGAGAAUGGGUGAUGUACCACGCCGGAAUCGGCGUUCAACGGUGGUUCAUCUACGACAACAACAGUGGCGACGACAUUGUUUCCGAGAUCAAGAAUCUAGAAAAUCGCGGUUACAACAUCUCGAGACAUUUUUGGCCGUGGAUCAAAACUCAAGAAGCAGGAUUCGCCAAUUGCGCGAUUCGAGCAAAGAGCGAUUGCGAUUGGGUCGCGUUUAUCGACGUCGACGAGUUCUUUUACAUCCCCUCUGGUCAAACCCUAACCGACGUAAUCAGAAAUCACACAACAACACCGUCAUCGUCCGGCGAGAUCGGUGAAAUUCGAACGCCGUGUCACAGUUUCGGACCGUCGGGACUUAGCGAUCCACCGCGCGGUGGAGUCACAGCGGCGUAUACGUGUCGUAUGGCGUUACCGGAGAGACACAAGAGCAUAAUUAGACCGGAAUCGCUAAACGCGACGCUGAUAAACGUCGUGCAUCAUUUUCACUUAAAAGAAGGAUUCGCGUUCGCUGACGUGGAUAAAGGUAUGAUGGUAAUUAACCACUAUAAAUAUCAGGUUUGGGAGAUAUUUAAAGAGAAGUUUAAAAGGAGAGUGGCGACUUACGUGGCGGAUUGGCAAAACGAAGAGAAUGUCGGGUCGAAAGAUCGGGCACCCGGAUUAGGGACCCGACCCGUUGAGCCGUCUGAUUGGGCUGAAAGGUUUUGUGAAGUGAGAGAUAUUGGGCUUAGGGAUUGGGUGUUGGAUAAUUUCAGGGACCGUAAAACACAGCGUUUAGUAUGGGAGAGAGAAGCGAGGAGAGUGGAAGAUGAAGUUAUAGUUCAAAUGGGCUCAUGGGCCGAUAAAAGGAUCGCUGUGGUUUGCCUAUUGGCGACCAUCGCCGUUGUGUCCGCCCAUGAGGGUCACCACCACCAUGCUCCCGCUCCAGCACCAGGACCCGCAUCUAGCUCAGCCGUUGUUUCGGCCACCAAUUUGUUCACCGUCUUGGCUAUUGCCGCCGUGGCUCUCGUCGUUGGUUCCAACCACUAAGUUGGUUAUUACAUUCGUCGUUUUGUUUCAGUUUCUAUGAAUUGUUCUCUUGACUUUUAAUAUUUUUUGAAAAUUUCUCAUUUGUUUUAUAACUCUCUCCAUGUUGAUCUGAUUUCUUGAAUAAAAUAAAAGUUUAUUG
Messenger RNA from Arabidopsis arenosa, 2137 nucleotides. NCBI's taxonomy places the organism in Eukaryota, Viridiplantae, Streptophyta, Magnoliopsida, Brassicales, Brassicaceae. The record is from the annotation of a GenBank genome assembly.